AUGAAAACUGAAGCAUUGGAGACCACUUAUGGUGAAGAAGAGGCAAAUCAGAAGGAUAUGUUUCAUUGUGAAAGUCCAGUGUUUAGCAUAUCAUCAAGACUCCUUAGUGAUAAUAAGUUAUAUAAAAAAAGACUGAAAAAGAUAAAAAAAGAGUCAAAAGAUGCAGUUGACAUAAAAGCAUUAUUGAAGAAGAUUAAGCACUUUGCUACAACAGAAGAUGAAGCUAUUCAUCAUAUUAAAAGUGCAAGAUCAAGAAUACUCAAUAAAACAGUGAUAUUAAAUAUAGGUAUAGUUUCUAUAAAAGAUCAGAUUUUAGGAACAAGUCCAAUUGAAGACAAGAAAUCUAUAUUACAGAACAAGAAAGAGACAGACAAUAUAGCACAGAAUGUGAAAGGCAUAAUGCAUUCACAUGUUAUAAUUGCGAUGGAUUGGAACACUAUGCAAAUAAUUGUGUUUCAAGAUCAGACAGACAGUCUUUUAAAAAAAAGCCAAGUAAGCCUUGAAAAACAAGACAAGUUGUGCAAAGUAGGAAUUACAGCUGACUAUCCUUGGGCCUCACAACAAUUAGAAGUAGGAAAUCGAAUGGCAAGCAAAGUUACCACUCACCUUUUAAGGUUCAAUUCACAUUGGCAAUGCCCAACUACAGAAGCUGUCAAUUGUUUUACACAAGAUUGA
Cetraspora pellucida is the source of this 675-nucleotide messenger RNA. NCBI's taxonomy places the organism in Eukaryota, Fungi, Glomeromycota, Glomeromycetes, Diversisporales, Gigasporaceae. The record is from the annotation of a GenBank genome assembly.